This is a messenger RNA of Patiria miniata (bat star), 3291 nucleotides long. It is a transcript of the gene fbxo41, whose product is annotated as F-box only protein 41-like. The coding region runs from base 204 to 2840 and encodes 878 amino acids. NCBI's taxonomy places the organism in Eukaryota, Metazoa, Echinodermata, Asteroidea, Valvatida, Asterinidae. Gene Ontology annotation, molecular function: protein binding. The transcript is spliced from 12 exons. The record is from RefSeq and is a predicted model, not a curated record.
AUAGUUUAGGAUUUAGUGCAAGUGUUGUGUUGCGUUGUGUUGCCGGUGCCGAUCGUCACGUCUAAUUGAAACCUGUUUUCUAAAAUUAAUAGUCUACAUAUCAUUUUACUGCAUGGACAGAGAGAUUAUCCGGUGGUACCUGUACAGGCUGUAGCCUACAUCAUACAUGCACAAAACAAUGUUAUGAACAAUCAGUCAUCAAUAUGGACACGGCCACAGACUACGACUGGCUCUUUCCCAGGGGUCAGUUCUCCCGCCAAGCCAAGAUCCUGGAGACACAUCUUCUGUAUUCAGGAAGUCUGUCGGCCAGAUCACAGGGUGCUGAUAUCCUACGGAAAACGCAUCUACCCUCAUCCCACCACCAGCUGAGAACAUCACACAAAGAACACCCGAUUGCCAGUCAGUCUCUGAUGACAGUUGCCAAGAGGGACCUGGUCCGAUUGUCGGCAACACAUGUCUUGCCUGUACCCCUGGAGAACGGACUUUUUCCAAGGCCCGAAGAUGGCCUACUAAUUAGCAAGCUUCAGCAUGAUCUUAGCAAGAAAGAAAGAGAGGUUUUAAAAGCCUCCCAGGGCCUUCAGAAGGAGACCCUUGAGGGGGUAAAACUGAGAGGUGAAAACCAAGUACUCGGACAACAGUUAGAGCAGACAUCGGCACGGAUUGGGCAGUUAGAAGCCCAACUUGGACUGCAGGACAGGAAAUUAGCAUCCAGGGAAAAAGCAGUUGCCGAGCUCAACCAGUUCCUCCAUGAAACUGCCGAGAAGCAGUCUCAGGCUCGGGCAACCCUCAAGGUUCACAUGGAGGAGUUAAUUGAGCGAGCGGAGAGUGCGGAGAAGGAGGUUGUGACCCUGCGGAGUGUGAGUCACACACCUCGCAGUCUGCAACCUGCUGGCUCCAUGGGCACACUUGGUAGCGAUGACACUGGCGUAUAUUUCAGGAGUAGACGUGAUCAGGAUCAGAUUCAUCCUAAAGGCCGUCAAGAACUUCACGUCCCAACUUGGAACGCUAGCACUUUGCAGUCUUCGAACCAUUCCAUUCAACCAGUCAAUGAUUGGUCAUCCCCAAGGGAUUUUAGUCCUGAUCAUCUGCCAUCCAGCUCCUCUGACAUCCAGACAUCAGCUCGAUAUUCUACAAAUCAGUAUCCAGAGUUGGGUAUCGGCCCUGCGGUAUUGGACCAUGACUCUGAUGGGAACCGACUAUUGGCAGUUAUCAAUGCUGAUUCUGGUGUGGGAUCCUUCUGCAGCGGGAACCAGCUAAGUGCAGCUGGCAGCACUGCCCAACUCACCUCAAAAUCACGGCCACAUUCAGAGAAGGGUGUGGUCCCUUAUCGCAUUCCCCAACAGCAAAGCAGUCGCAAUCUUCUGGACAAAUCUCAAAGCUUUACAAAUGGCCCAGAGCAAAUUACCAACACACAAGGAGCCUGUGCAAGCAGAGAAAGUCUCCAAGCGGAGUCCUUGAUCGAGCCAACGAUGAAUCCCGCCCUCCUUCAGUCUAGCCCUGCCCACCAGAGUCCUGGCAAUCCAGCCAUAAGCAACAGACCCUGGGACCUGAACUUCUUAACGGGGGUAAUGGAAGAUGUUUUGAAAAACCGAGAAGCCAAAAAACGACUUGAAAUGAGUAAUCCAUCCAGGGCUGGUCAACAGCAACUUAACCAAUCAAAUGUGAACUCUGUAUCCACCGGCCAAUCACAUUCACCGGUUCAGGCAUACAGGCCAGAUGUUACACCAUCACCUUUGAGCCAUCAUUGGUCCAGUAGUGAUUAUGAUGAUGAUGAUGAUGAUGAUGAUGAUGAUGACACAGAUGAAACAAAUUCAGCCAAACAGCAAAUCCACCAUUCAAACCGGCCAGUGAGAUCAAACGUGAGGGCACCCUCUGCGCAGGCUCCCCAUUGGCAGGUAGUCUGGCUGUCUGUGUUUGCCUAUCUCGAUACAGAGACUCUACUCACGUGUGCUGAGGUGUGUCGUGGGUGGAGAGCAGUCUCCAAACACCCAUCACUGUGGCAGAGAGUACGCCUAGCCAACCACAAGAUCUCAUCCAAGUUCCUACAGACUAUCUCCCAAUGGAGCAAAGGGCUGCAACAGCUUCACUUAGAAGGUCUGAAGCCACGGAGCAGGGCUCAAGGAGAAAGCAGGGAAAAAUAUGCUAAAAGCAUUCGGGGUAGUCUGGAGCCGGGCUUGGAGUACAUGUUGAUUGCAGCUGGAGCCGGACUCAUCACCUUAAAAAUAGUGGACUGUUCUAACAUUUUGACUGAGAGGAGUCUGUUUCUGGCCAGCUGUUAUUGUCGCAAUCUGUACAGUCUGACAUACAUCAGCCAGACUGACCCCAUUGGUCAUGAGGUCAUAUGGGCGUUAGGAGCUGGCUGCCGGAAUAUAGCAUCCCUCAAAGUCCCACCACGUCAACCAUGUCAUCAGCACCAGCGACUUAGCAACCGAUGCUUGCAGAUGAUUGGCCGAUGUUGGCCGCUACUGCUCGCGCUCAGUGUGGGUGGACCAAGCAUUGAUAUCAAUGGACUCGUCUCUGUUGCCCGUAACUGCCCAAGACUGCAAGUCCUGGAAUUAGACCAUCUGCCUGAGGUCACAGAGGUCAUUGCCGUGGCGAUGUGCCAGGCUGGCUUGAGAGGUCUACAUACUCUAAUUCUCAGAAACACUCUUAUCAGUCCGGCUGCCAUUAUGCAGUUCAAUGGUGCUUGUCCGCAGUUGAAAUCGCUGUCUGUGUACCUCAGUCCCAGCAUCUGUGGUGGAGACAACAGAGACUUCCACAAUAUUGUCUCAAGGCUCAGGGCUUUAACCAAAAGACGAGUCUUGUCUGAGGUUCUGCAUGUUUUCGCCAAAUUCAACUAAAGCUGCAACUAUAAAUGCAGAGUCCCACAGCCUACAAAAGGAUUUCUGAAUGAUUGACUUCCAAAUGUUCCAAGGAUAAAGCUCCCAUGGAGGCAGGGUUUCCAAGAGUCCCAGGAAGAAAUUCCCAAGGCUAGACUUCUGGAAGUUUAAUAGUAAGGGAAAUCUUCUAUAAAGACAGGAUUUUCUACGAGUCCAGGACAAGGUUUCCUAAGGGUAGACUUGGGCAUGUUCCAUAAAGAAAAGGCUCCUUAAUACGGCACUGUUCCUAGAGUUCUGUUAUGGAAAACUUCCAUGAAACUUCCAUUCAGGGUCUAGUUGUACGUAUGUAAUCCCAGCAAAAUAAGGUGAAAUGUGAACUCUUUGAAUUAAUAUGCAAGGUCUGACAAUUGAAGUUCAGAAUGUGCAAGUUAAUUUACAUUGCCAAUACAGGGCGAGUAAAAAAAAAACGCAA